This is a messenger RNA of Bombina bombina (fire-bellied toad), 947 nucleotides long. Its product is annotated as sulfotransferase 1C2-like. Gene Ontology annotation, molecular function: sulfotransferase activity. The record is from RefSeq and is a predicted model, not a curated record. Gene Ontology annotation, cellular component: cytoplasm. Bases 1 to 915 code for a protein of 304 amino acids. NCBI's taxonomy places the organism in Eukaryota, Metazoa, Chordata, Amphibia, Anura, Bombinatoridae. The transcript is spliced from 7 exons. Gene Ontology annotation, biological process: sulfation.
AUGGACCCUGCAGAGUUAGAGGAACUUGUUAAAAAAAUGGAGGGAAUGGAAUUCCCUAUGGGUGAAAUUGAGGGGAUCAUAUUUCCUCAGUCGACUUGUGACUCUUGGGAUGCAAUCCAGAAAUUCCAGGCACGAGAAGAUGAUAUUUUGAUAGCAACAUAUCCCAAAGCAGGGACCACGUGGAUGCAGGAGAUUGUGGAUCUGAUCUUGCUGGAGGCCGAUGUGGAUAAAAGCAUGCGUGCCCCUUGCUUUAUCAAAGUGCCCUUUAUAGAUCUGGUGCCAAUGAAACCCAGGAAGUCAGGUUUGGAACUAGCAGAAGAAAUAACAACACAACGUAUAAUUAAAAGUCACUUUCCCAUCCAGUUGAUACCUCCUUCAGUUUGGGAAAAAAAUUGCAAGGUUGUUUAUGUUGCCAGGAAUGCCAAAGACUGCAUGGUCUCUUAUUUCCACUUCCAGCGGAUGAACAAAGGUCUGCCAGACCCAGGGACGUGGGAUGAAUAUUUCUCAGCUUUUCUUUCUGGAGACGUGCCCUGGGGAAGUUGGUUUGACCACGUCAUUGGCUGGUGGAAGGUAAAGGACAAACACCAAAUACUCUUUGUUUUCUAUGAAGACAUGAUUGAGGACCUAAGACGUGAGAUCAGGAAAUUGAUGAAGUUUAUUGGAAAAGAUCUUUCGGAGGAAGUUAUAGAGAAGAUUUAUCAACACACUACCUUCCAGGCCAUGAAAGAAAACCCUAUGACAAACUUCAGUGUUCUACCAAAAGUUGUAUUUGACCAGUCCAUCUCUCCAUUUAUGAGAAAAGGGACUGUGGGUGAUUGGAAAAACCAUUUCCUGGUGGCUCAGAAUAUCAUCUUUGAUGAGGAAUACAAAAGGAAAAUGCAGGGUACCGGACUGAGCUUCCGAACACAACUGUGAAGCAAUAGCAUCAUAUGCUAUUUUAUUUCUAG